AUGUCCGACUCGGACUCCUCCAAAACACCUUUAGACAGUCUUGGCAUUGCACUCAGAGUCUCAAGUGACAUACAAAAUAUCACCGACUACUAUCGUAGAGCAACAGAGGGGCUUUUUGAUAACAAUGGAAACGCUAAUGACCCCACGCCAGGGGCUGUACUUGGCAGCCUCAUGCUCGGUGCGGUCAGGGGUUUUGUUCUCGAGCAUUCGACUCAGGGCCAAGAGGCUAUGUUGUCACUCUUAUGGAGCAACGUCGAGUCUGCACAAAAGUCAUUCCGCGAAGUUGCUGAACAGUUCGAAGUCAAAAUCGAAGAAGUAAAAGUGGCAAAUUCACGCUGGAAUCAGGUGAACAAAGAUGAGAUCCGACAAUCGGCCAAUGCCAGGGAGCUCUACCAAAUGGUCGAAAAGCUGAUUGAAGCUCGAUGGGAUGUCCCGCGAUUUCCUAGAGUCUCAAUUCCCGAGCCUACUACUCGUUCGUUCCUAGAGCCUAACACCACACCAUGGGAAAUAUUCGAGUACGCGAGGUUGGAAUCACCAAAAAGCACCAUCCGUCUGGUAAGAAUGGAAUCCAUCUCCGAAUCACUCGAACUCCCAAUACGUAUAACGAUAAGGACGAUUUGUCUUGAAGACAACGUUCCCUUCGCAACGCUGUCAUACACCUGGGGAAAUCCUUUUGGUGUAUUUUGUUCUGAGAAAGACCGCGAUGCUACCCCACGCAUGGACAUACCAAUAAUAUGUGACGGAAGACUCUUGAAAAUUGGCGAAAACUUGUACAGAUUUCUCUGCAGAUGGAGGCAGGCGCUCGCCAACUUCGAUGAGAGGAUGAGAGAACACGACGCGCCCAGUGAACUGCUGGAGGCAUCCAGGCCCCCUGUAGAGUUCUGGAUCGACGCGAUAUGCAUAAAUCAGGAAGACCUUGAGGAGAAGAGCCAGCAGGUAUCGAUUAUGGGUGACUUGUAUGCCAAGAGUGCGAUCACUUGGGUAUGGCUAGGAGAGCACGACCAGUUUUCUAAAGAUGCAUUCGGCGUUCUACAAAACCUCGCCAAACAAUCCGAUGGUGCGAAUGAUGAGAGCCUCCAAACUCUGGACGUGGACAACGAACUGCUUGUCAGUUCUGGCCUGCCGGACACAAACUCAUGGAAGUGGUUCGCUGUCUUCGCCCUUUUUCAGCGACAGUGGUUUCGACGGUCGUGGGUGGUGCAGGAAGCGGCGCUUUCGUCUCGCAUUAUCUUCCAAUGUGGCUCGCUAAAUGUGCCCUCUUGGAUGAUUGUGUCCGCCUGUAACAGUAUUCGGCGAUUCGGCUUUUUGGAGAAACUGAUUGUUAAUGUCGGCAUGUAUGAGAUGGGGCCAACCCGAUUCGAGCUGAGGAUAGCGAAUGGACCUACCCAAAGGGCCUUUUUAAAGACCUCAAGCAAGGGCCCAUCAGAACUGAGGUAUUAUCAUCAUCGGGAGGGAGUGGAGCUCCAGAUCGCCAGGAUGUUUUCCAGAAUCCUCAGAAUAAAGACGCUGGAUUCCGAGAUCCUCAUGAACGAUAAGAAUUUCUUAGUUGUCAAAGACUCCAACAACACUUUUGAUAACGUUUCUGCCUUGCUGGACCUCUGGAACCUCAGUCGGAAUACUCUCUGUGGUAACCCGAAAGACAAAGUAUAUGCAUUGGCAUCUUUAGCCAAUAGGGACGUAUACAAGACCUCACGUACUGUUCAAGACCGCAGAGUGUUGGAGCCAGACUACAAGAAGUCUGUGUGCGAGGUCUACUGCGAAGCGGCAUGGUUCACAAUAUUAACGCAUGCCAGCCUGGAUCUGCUGUCGAUGGCUGGGCACACUGCACUAAAUAAUAAUACGCACGGCUUACCAUCGUGGAUUCCUGACCUAUCUCAAUCACCUCGCUUCGUUGCUCUCAAUGAAUACCUCAAAGCCAAUCCUGGGAUUGACUGGCGAGCCAGCGGUGGGGUGCGCUGGGAGAUCCCAGCGCCAUCCAUGCGACACGGGCGGCACCUGGGCGUUCAAGCCAGAUUCAUGGGCAAGAUACGGGAGACAGAUCAUGAAGAGCCAGAUUUCAGUGAUAAUGAAUCUAUCAAAGUGAAUUUCAAGCAAAUUCUGGAGUUCUCCAAACUGCUUCCAUCGACCUACCUUGGCCACCAAGACGGCCAGGCCCGGUUCGAAGUGGUUUGGAGAACAAGCAUAGCUGACACAAUAAACGGUAUCUCGCCAGCGCCUUCCAAUUAUGCCGUGGAGUUCGACAAACUGUACAUGGAAGCUAUUAAAAAGGUCCUCGAUAAUCGUGCGGUAGGCAACUUCGGACACGGCGAAUUGUUUGGCACAUGGCCGUCUGAAAACGACGAACUGUUUAGCACAUGGUCGAUUAUGAAGGAUAUGGGAAGACUACAUGAUCACUCAGCUUUGGCUGUUGCAAUGGAAGAAGGAACCAAUGAGACUGCAAACUUCCAAGAGCGAAGUCGCUUAAAUCUGGAGAAGAGUAUCCCGAUAGAAAAAUUGCAACUCAACAUGGUGUUUGGCCCUCUACUUUAUCAAGAAGGCACCCUCGUAACAUUGACAUUGCGGAGCAACCCCAGUGCAUUUGAUCCUUUGGGAGCGGCAGGCUGUGCAAGCACGGGGGAACUCUUCCUCGGUCAGCAGAAAUAUCUGACUAGCUUGAUCGUUGCUAUAUACACUAGUUGGGAGACUCUUUGGCAGUAA
Messenger RNA from Didymosphaeria variabile, 2697 nucleotides. RefSeq lists its product as uncharacterized. Bases 1 to 2697 code for a protein of 898 amino acids. Lineage: Eukaryota; Fungi; Ascomycota; Dothideomycetes; Pleosporales; Didymosphaeriaceae. The record is from RefSeq and is a predicted model, not a curated record. The transcript has 2 exons.